Gaeumannomyces tritici R3-111a-1 is the source of this 1282-nucleotide messenger RNA. RefSeq lists its product as hypothetical. Bases 1 to 1236 code for a protein of 411 amino acids. The record is from RefSeq and is a predicted model, not a curated record. The transcript has 5 exons. NCBI's taxonomy places the organism in Eukaryota, Fungi, Ascomycota, Sordariomycetes, Magnaporthales, Magnaporthaceae.
AUGAGUUUCGUCGGCUCCAUAACCCUCGACCAGCUGGCCGCGCUCGACAUAACGGACAAUUCCAACUGCGUGGCCUCCGCACGGGCCUACUUCAUCGUGGCACUCAUGGUUGUGGUCGUUGUGGUCGCCCUCAGGAUCUAUCUCCGGGCCAAGAAUUUGCUGUGGAGCGACAUUAUAAUCCUCCUGGCGGCGUGUUUCAACAUCGCCUCCUCUGCGGUGGCUCUGGCCGCCACAUGGAAAGGCCUCGGACAGCACAUCUGGAACCUGGGCCCGGACAUCGGCCCCGGGCUGAUCCCCAGGGUUGAGGGCCUGCUCUUCAACUUAUUCCUGUUCUGCAUAUCGUACCACGUCUCGCUCGCCCUGGCCAAGGUGUCUCUUGUCCUGACCCUGGUGUCCGUCUUCGGGGCCAACGACCGGAAAUUCCGCGUCUUCAUGAUAGGCGUCGGCGCCGUCGUCGCCGGCGCCGGCCUCGCGGCCACCUUUACCACCAUCUUCUCCUGCGUCCCCGUGCAGGCCUUUUGGCAAGUCAACCUGAUGAAGUCGGCGAGGUGCAUUGACUACGUUUCAUUGACCCAGUCCCUGACCUCCAUCACCAUCGUCACCGACCUCAUAAUAUGCCUGGUGCCCAUCCCGUACUGCUGGCGCCUGAGGCUCGCCCUUCGGCAGAGGAUCUUCCUUUCCGUCGUUUUCGCAGGCGGCCUGCUAGCUUGCAUAGGUGGCACGAUGCGCCUGGUCACGCUCGGCAUCGUGUGCGCCUCGCUGCCUCGCCUGCGCCCGCUCUUCAGCUCCCUCGGCGCCCGCCUGACGGGUGGCGGCGGCAGCGGCGCCACGAAGAGCAUCGGCAGCAAGAAGAGCAGCCGCGGCGGCGCGUGGUUGGAGAUGGACCGGACCGAGGCGGCGACGAGCAACAGCCGAGGCGGCGACGGUGGCGAAGGCGGCGACAGCGGCGGCUACUACCCGUCUCGCGCGCCGGCGGUGCCCAGGACGGCUGGCUCCGGCCUGACGGUGAUGCGACGCGACGGCCAGUACGGCCCCGGCGUCGCGCGCAAGAAGGAGGGCCCGCUGGCCGACGACACGGUCGAGCUGUGCGAGAUCGACCUGACCCCGGGCGCCGGCGCCGGUGACCCCGACGGACGGGAUGGCGGGGCGUCGUCGUUCGAGGCCGAGGAGGGGACGUCGCAACGCAGCUCUGAACACUCGCCCGAAGGCGGCGUUCCCGGGACCACGCUCUGCUGAUCGCGUCCGAGGGAAACGGGCAAAGGGCAGGCAGCCAAAGAAAAAG